Molecule: messenger RNA, 1468 nt
Organism: Cylas formicarius (sweet potato weevil)
Lineage: Eukaryota; Metazoa; Arthropoda; Insecta; Coleoptera; Brentidae
Gene: Nf-YC
Product: nuclear transcription factor Y subunit gamma
Exons: 9
Coding region: 377-1336 (319 amino acids)
Biological process (GO): regulation of DNA-templated transcription
Cellular component (GO): CCAAT-binding factor complex; nucleus
Molecular function (GO): protein heterodimerization activity; DNA binding; DNA-binding transcription activator activity, RNA polymerase II-specific
Source: RefSeq, a predicted model, not a curated record
UGCUUUUUUUGUAUAUUUUUUGGAUCUAGUUGUGUUGUCAUGUUAGAUUCCAAAUUUAUGCUUUUCGGACAUGAGUAUAAAAUUUAAGCUUUGCCAAGACAAAAAUGUUGUAGAAGACAUUCACAUGGAAGCUUUUGAUGUACAAAAUAUAACUGAAUAUCGAAAAAACUUAAAAAGUCUUCAACAAAACGUUAAUAACAUUUUAACUGAACUCGUAAAGAACGAUUGUUUGUAGAAAAUUCGCGAGAAAAUAUUUCGGGUACCGAUUCUGAAGAAGAAAGAAGUCCAAAACGGAACACCAGUGUAGAGAGAAAUCCACAGAAAAACAAACUUAAAAAGAUAUAAAUUGUCAAAACUCAUUUGCAUUAUUUUUGCAAUGUCUGCCUCAGUGUUUUUUGUAAAUGCUGAUUCCAGUGAAGACAAAACUGAGGUCCAAUGUGUUGAUGACCAAUCCCAAACCCAAAGUGAAGCGCAGGUUUCAUUAAAUCGCUUUUGGCCUAAGGUUAUGGAAGAAAUUAGGGGAAUAAAAAAUCUGGAUUUAAAGCAGCAGGUUCUCCCUUUGGCACGCAUAAAAAAAAUUAUGAAACUGGAUGAAGAUGUUAAAAUGAUAAGCGCUGAAGCACCUUUGCUUUUUGCAAAAGCUGCAGAAAUAUUCAUACAUGAACUUACCUUACGUGCUUGGAUACAUACAGAAGACAAUAAAAGAAGAACCUUGCAGAGGAACGAUAUAGCAAUGGCAAUUACCAAAUACGAUCAGUUUGAUUUUUUGAUUGACAUUGUUCCACGGGAAGAUAUAAAACCUUCAAGAAGGGAGGAUGGAACUCGCCCAGCGAAUUCUGACCAGGUGCAUUAUUACUUCCAACUUGCUCAACAACAUCAUGCAAACUUGCAACAAAACAGUACAUCUCCCACAACUACUGCAUCAACAACAGUUGCACAGCCUCAGGGUGCAAUCCAGAUAGUCCAACCACAAGUUCAAACUGUCCAAUUGGAACAGACAACACCCAGCUCUUCACCAGAAACAGCAACUCAAACACCAAUCAUACUGCAACCAGCUCAAACAGUUGCCCAGAGUCAGCCAGGAAAUGUACAAAUUAUACAGCAAAUUGUUACUCCAAGUGGUGAAAUUCAACAAAUUCCAAUUCAGCUAACACCACAACAAUUGCAAAUGAUAAAGAUGCAACUACAAGGUAAUUCGUCGCAACCUGUUAUCAUUCAGGCAGCACCUCUUGCAACAACUGGAACACAACCCCAAAUUAUUCAGGUAGCUCAGCAAAAUGGUAGUACCCAACAGGUAUUUCUUGCGCAGACCAGCAGUAAUGGUGAUAAUGAAUAAGUUUUUAAAAACAAUAAUGAUACUAAUGUAUUUUAUGCUGGAGUACAAUUUUAAAAAUAAAAGUAGGUAUGUUAUUUUCUUUUUCUUUAUUGAUGAAUUUAAUGAUUCAAGAAACUGUCGCCAAUCCGUCAA